AUGGUGAGUGUUGAAGAGAUACGUAAGGCACAACGUGCAGAAGGCCCUGCCACUGUCAUGGCUAUUGGCACUGCCACUCCUCCCAACUGCGUGGAUCAGAGUACCUAUCCUGACUAUUAUUUUCGCAUCACCAACAGAAUUUACGAAUAUAUUUCAGGUGACAAGUCAAUGAUUAAAAAGAGAUACAUGUACUUGAAUGAAGAGAUCCUGAAAGAGAAUCCGAGUUUGUGUGCUUAUAUGGCUCCUUCAUUGGAUGCAAGGCAAGACAUGGUGGUUGUGGAGGUACCAAAGUUGGGAAAGGAGGCAGCAACAAAGGCAAUAAAGGAAUGGGGUCAACCUAAGUCAAAGAUUACCCAUCUCAUAUUUUGCACCACCAGUGGUGUAGACAUGCCUGGUGCUGAUUAUCAGCUCACAAAACUACUAGGACUACGAUCCUCCGUCAAGCGUUACAUGAUGUACCAACAAGGAUGUUUUGCUGGUGGCACCGUGCUUCGUUUGGCCAAAGACUUGGCUGAAAACAACAAGGGUGCUCGGGUGCUUGUGGUUUGUUCAGAGAUCACUGCAGUCACAUUCCGUGGACCAAGUGACACCCAUCUCGAUAGCCUUGUGGGUCAAGCCUUGUUUGGAGAUGGUGCAGCUGCAGUCAUUGUUGGAUCAGACCCUGUGCCUGUUGAAAACCCUUUGUUUCAACUUGUCUGGACUGCCCAAACAAUCCUUCCAGACAGUGAAGGGGCUAUUGAUGGCCACCUUCGUGAAGUUGGACUCACAUUCCAUCUCCUUAAGGAUGUUCCUGGACUCAUCUCAAAGAACAUUGAGAAGGCCUUGGUUGAAGCCUUCCAACCCUUGGGAAUCUCUGAUUACAACUCUAUCUUCUGGAUUGCACACCCUGGUGGACCUGCUAUUCUAGACCAAGUUGAGGCUAAGCUAGGCUUGAAGCCUCAAAAAAUGGAAGCUACCAGACACGUGCUCAGUGAGUACGGUAACAUGUCAAGUGCAUGUGUUCUAUUCAUCCUGGAUCAAAUGAGGAAGAAGUCAAUAGAGAAUGGACUAGGCACCACUGGUGAAGGCCUUGAUUGGGGUGUGCUCUUUGGUUUCGGACCUGGACUCACUGUUGAGACCGUUGUGCUUCGCAGUGUCACUGUCUAA
This is a messenger RNA of Sphenostylis stenocarpa, 1146 nucleotides long. NCBI's taxonomy places the organism in Eukaryota, Viridiplantae, Streptophyta, Magnoliopsida, Fabales, Fabaceae. The record is from the annotation of a GenBank genome assembly.